Messenger RNA from Venturia canescens, 3538 nucleotides. RefSeq names its product succinate dehydrogenase, subunit A (flavoprotein) (gene SdhA). Bases 172 to 2154 code for a protein of 660 amino acids. NCBI's taxonomy places the organism in Eukaryota, Metazoa, Arthropoda, Insecta, Hymenoptera, Ichneumonidae. The transcript has 9 exons. Gene Ontology annotation, biological process: mitochondrial electron transport, succinate to ubiquinone; tricarboxylic acid cycle. Gene Ontology annotation, molecular function: electron transfer activity; flavin adenine dinucleotide binding; succinate dehydrogenase (quinone) activity. The record is from RefSeq and is a predicted model, not a curated record.
UAGCGUUAACGCCGUUAACAACGUUGCGUGGGGUUGGCAGCAGUGCCUCAACUCAACAUCAGUUGGCUUUCGCCGUGCGAGAAGUGCGCGAAGUACCGAGGCUCUAGUGGGGCGCGCAUUGGAUUUGUACGAAAGAAGGAAAUUAAUCUACGACAACGUGGCAGCCUCAAAAUGAGUGGAAUACUCAAGCUCUCGUGCCUACUAGCGCGAAAGUCCAGCGUCGCCUUGAAAAAAUUGGGCCUUCCUGUGGUAGCGAAUCGUGACUUUCAUUACACGCCAAGCGGAAAUGCUGCCAAGGUUUCGGACGCCAUAUCCAAGCAAUACCCGGUGGUUGAUCAUACCUAUGACGCUGUGGUUGUGGGUGCGGGAGGUGCUGGGCUCAGGGCAGCAUAUGGACUUGUGGCCGAGGGAUUCAAAACUGCGGUAGUAACAAAACUAUUUCCCACAAGAUCUCACACCGUAGCAGCUCAAGGUGGCAUUAAUGCUGCAUUAGGAAAUAUGGAGGAAGACAACUGGCAGUGGCACAUGUACGAUACUGUCAAAGGAUCCGACUGGCUCGGUGAUCAAGAUGCUAUUCAUUAUAUGACACGGGAGGCCCCAAAAGCUGUUAUAGAAUUGGAGAACUGCGGCAUGCCCUUCAGUCGUACUAAUGACGGUAAAAUCUAUCAGCGUGCUUUCGGUGGCCAGUCCUUGAAAUUCGGCAAAGGUGGUCAAGCGCACAGGUGCUGUUGCGUCGCAGACAGAACAGGACACUCACUUUUGCACACGUUGUACGGCCAAUCGUUGAGCUACGAUUGCAACUACUUUGUUGAAUAUUUCGCUUUGGACUUGUUGAUGGAAGAUGGCGAGUGUCGGGGCGUCAUUGCACUUUGUCUAGAAGAUGGCACGAUUCAUCGUUUCCACGCAAACAACACCGUACUCGCAACUGGUGGUUACGGACGUGCUUAUUUCUCGUGUACUUCAGCUCACACUUGCACUGGCGAUGGCACAGCUAUGGUCUCCAGAGCUAAUCUACCGAACCAAGAUCUUGAAUUCGUACAGUUCCAUCCUACCGGAAUUUAUGGCGCUGGAUGUUUAAUCACCGAGGGCAGUCGUGGCGAAGGCGGUUACCUAGUGAACAGUCAGGGUGAAAGAUUCAUGGAACGUUACGCACCAGUAGCAAAAGAUCUCGCAUCUCGUGAUGUUGUUUCGCGUUCAAUGACCAUCGAGAUACGCGAGGGACGCGGCGUUGGUCCGGAAAAAGAUCAUAUUUAUCUGCAGCUCCACCAUUUGCCUCCAGAGCAAUUGGCGGCUAGAUUACCCGGCAUUUCCGAGACUGCUAUGAUUUUCGCUGGUGUCGAUGUCACGCGUGAACCUAUUCCUGUACUUCCCACGGUACAUUACAACAUGGGCGGAGUACCCACAAAUUACAGAGGACAAGUUCUGACGUCACAGAACGGUCAAGACAAAAUUGUACGUGGCUUAUACGCUUGUGGCGAAGCCGGAUGCGCCUCGGUUCACGGUGCUAAUCGUUUAGGUGCCAACUCACUUCUCGAUCUUGUUGUUUUCGGACGUGCUUGUGCGAAAACUAUUGCGGCUGAGAACAAACCCGGUGAAAAAGUAGCUCCUCUCAGGCCGAGCGCUGGUGACGAAUCUGUUGCGAAUUUGGAUGCCGUAAGACAUUCGGACGGAUCGAUUACCACUGCUGAAUUGAGGCUAAGUAUGCAAAAAACUAUGCAAACGCACGCUGCAGUUUUCCGGGAAGCACAAACACUUCAAGAAGGCUGUCGCAAAAUGACUGAUCUUUACAAGAAAAUGGACGAGAUCAAAGUGUCCGAUCGCUCACUUAUCUGGAAUUCCGACCUCGUGGAGACUCUUGAACUUCAAAAUCUUAUGAUAAAUGCGAUGCAAACUAUUUUUGGUGCUGAGAACCGAAAAGAGAGCCGCGGAGCUCACGCUCGCGAAGAUUUUAAGGACCGCGUCGACGAGUUUGACUACAGCAAGCCUUUGGAGGGACAACAGCCUAAGCCGAUAGAACAACACUGGAGAAAGCAUACGCUAUCGACCAUUGAUCCGAGGACGGGAAAGGUGACAUUGAAUUACCGACCAGUUAUAGAUAAUACGUUGAAUAAGGAAGAAUGCGCCACUGUGCCACCUGCAAUUCGUUCCUACUAGAUUCUCCAUUUCACUAGUACCUUUGUGAACUUUAGUCAUUUGCUCUCCUCGACAAGAAAAAAUAACGAAAUUCGAGUCUCCGCCAUGACGCCAAGUCCCUUUUCAUGGCACGAUAUUGUGAUGAGAAAGAAAAAAGAAAAAUCGAAUGCGGAUAGAUGAAACUUUGUGCCGAGAUAAUCAGGAAUUUCCGCAACUAGAGAGCAGCAACUGUAUUUAUUUUCUCCCUACCCCCGCCCCUUUGACGAGUGAAAAGAAGAGGUAAUGAAAAGGAACAAGUCGAAAUUCCAAAUUUAAGAAAAAAAGAUACUGACGUGCACGAAUAUUCGUUCAAGCAAAUAUCACGUUUUCUUAAUUUCAUUUUGAAUUUAUAAGAUUCGUGGUUCUCGCCGAAUGGGUGAUUGUACCGUCGAUUUUCAUUCGAAAUUCUUUGAAAUUACUUGGAACGCUUUGUUUUUAACGCAUAAAGUGAACUCCGAUCGAUAUUUUUUUUGCAAUAGAAAAGUGGUUCAUUAUUUCUCUGCCUAACGCCAUUCUGGAUGAAAUAAAACUAAAAUAUGAGAGAGUGAGAAGAGACAGAGAGCGCCUUCGAAGGAGAGGUAACAUCAAAAUGAAAAUCGUGGCGGCUUCGUACUUAAAAAGCCACUGCAAUUGUUGGAACAGCAUAAUUUCCCCACAAUUUUUCCUGUGUACUUUUUCUCAAACAACGUUACCAGAACUGGUCAAUUCGUUUCGAGGUUUAUCUUAAGAUCCCAAGAAAAAAGUCCAGGAGAAUUCGAGUAUUUUUUUUGUUUUUUCUUCAUUAAAAUUUUUGAACAUAUUUUUUAUUGUGUAAUUUUUAUUCCCCCAUCGUCGUAUUUUCAAGAAACCAGUAUUGUUUUACACGAUUAUAAAUACACACUCUGAUCCGCGUGGUUGUUGCAGUUUUAUUCCGGUUCAAAGGGUGUCUACUUAAUUUCAUUAAUUUUUUCUUGCAAUUCGAUGUUUAUACCUUAAACGAAACGCUCUAAUUUUCUAUGGGGAUUUUUUUAAGAAACCUUUUGCGCCGCAAGACGAAAUAGAGCAACUAAUGGAAUCUUUGUAAUUUUUUUACAUCAGAAAAUUUUUGAAACAAAUAAAGAGUCAAAAGAAUCGUAGACAUUGAUCACGAUGCCAAAAACGGCACAAGCUCAGAGUUCGAAAUACUCGCGCUCGAAACGGUAGAAAAUAUUUUAAUUAAUAAUAGGAGCACUUGAAGCUCGUUAAUGAAAUAUAGAUAUAAGGAUAGGCCUUUGAAGAUCUGAAGAUUGAUGGAAGAGAAUCUCUCAAAUGUGUGACCUCGACAGAAUGUGUAAAUACGAUUAAGAUGUUCCGUCAAUAAAAGAUUGAUAAAGCGUUUAUCACAUCA